Messenger RNA from Neltuma alba, 2057 nucleotides. Its product is annotated as probable magnesium transporter NIPA8. The transcript has 14 exons. The coding region runs from base 497 to 1828 and encodes 443 amino acids. Gene Ontology annotation, molecular function: magnesium ion transmembrane transporter activity. Lineage: Eukaryota; Viridiplantae; Streptophyta; Magnoliopsida; Fabales; Fabaceae. Gene Ontology annotation, biological process: magnesium ion transport. Gene Ontology annotation, cellular component: membrane. The record is from RefSeq and is a predicted model, not a curated record.
UUCGUCCACACUAGUUCGGAUCAUUAAGCAAUAAGCACCAAGAAAUUUUUUUAUCUUUUUCAUAUUUAUAUGCAUCGAAAAUUUCAGCUUGAUGCAUUAGCUCUGGCUAAAAUAAUAAUAAUAAUAAAGAACAGAUUAAUCGUUUUGACAUUCUUAUAGUUAUUCCCCUUUCCUCUGGAUCUUUGAUGCUGACCCUGGGAACCCUGGCCAAACGAAGCAUUGGUGUUGGGAAAUUGAAUUUCUGGGUUAGUUCUUCCCGGUCCAAAGAGGGGAUAGUCUCCUUUUUCUCUGACAGGUGACACAAGACUGCUGUUGUUCUGAAUUUGUCUUGCUAAGUCGGAUUGCGCUCUUGCCUACUUGGACACAUAAGAAAGGCUGUCCCCCUGUAUCCCUCUGCUGCCUGACGUACACAAUUUAAGAACCACUAUAUGCUGAACAGCCUCAUAAAAAUUUUUCUGCAUGUGGGGCCUCCUUCCUAGCACCACGUCUUUCAUCCAUGGGGGAGUGGAUCGUCGGGGCUUUUAUCAACCUUUGUGGAAGCAUUGCUAUAAACUUUGGAACAAAUCUUCUUAAAUUAGGGCAUGAUGAGAGAGAAAAACAUUCAGGAGUUGGAAGCGAUGGGGCUAAUGGAAGGCUGCCCCUGAAGCCUAUAAUGUAUUUCCAGACUUGGAGAGUUGGUAUUGUCUUUUUCAUUCUUGGAAAUUGCCUAAAUUUCAUCUCCUUUGGGUAUGCUGCUCAGUCACUUCUUGCAGCCCUGGGAUCUGUUCAGUUUGUAUCUAACAUAGCAUUUGCGUAUUUUGUCUUGAAAAAAGUGGUCUCUGUCAAGGUACUCAUUGCCACGGCCUUCAUAGUUCUUGGAAACAUCUUUCUAGUAGCAUUUGGCAAUCACCAAUCACCCGUGUAUACGCCUGAGCAGUUGGCUGAAAAAUACACCAAUGUUGCAUUCCUUAUGUAUCUCGUAAUUUUGAUCUUAGUUGUGGCCUUGCAUCACGCCAUUUACAGGAGAGGAGGCCUUUUGCUUGCCUUGGCUGGACAAGACCUCAGGCCCUAUUGGCGCCUUCUUCUCCCAUUUUCUUAUGCAGUAGUUUCAGGUGCUAUAGGUUCAUGCUCAGUGUUAUUUGCCAAAUCUCUUUCUAACCUCCUACGAUUAGCCAUGUCCAGUGGUUAUCCGUUGCACAGCUGGUUUACGUAUUCCAUGCUUCUUCUUUUCCUUAGCACGGCUGGGUUUUGGAUGACAAGGUUGAAUGAAGGGCUUUCCUUGUUCGAUGCAAUUCUUAUUGUUCCCAUGUUUCAGAUAGCCUGGACAUUCUUCUCCAUCUUUACAGGAUUUGUAUAUUUUCAAGAAUAUCAGGUAUUUGAUGCAUUGAGGACAACAAUGUUUAUACUUGGAAUGAUGUGCGUGUUCAUCGGCAUCUGUUUGCUGGCACCUGAUGAUUCCAGAGGCGCUGAGGUUAAAGAUAGCUCUUUGGAGUCCAAGGUGUCCUCUGGCAUUUCAACGGAAGUGAACAGGCCACAAGCCUCAUCUGAAGAGGCAAUGUACAAAGACACGAAAUCAUUUGUAAAAAGAAUGCUACUGAAGAUUACUGGCGUGCUAGUGAAAGCAAAGACUGCCUGUAGUGCAUCUGUAGGUUUUGGGGAGGACAGCAUUCAUGCAUCUUCUGUUCUUGUGAUGCCUAUGAUGUCGUCAAGAAUGACUGGAUUUAGAGGCAGUGGGCCUGAGCGGUCUAAGAUUUUGUCCAUGAGAAAUUCUGGUUGGAGUAACGUCCCCACGGACGAAGAUGCUGCCACACUGCUGGAAUCUAGUUCCAGUCUCCCUACGACCCCUUGAUAUAAAAUUGUAGUUAUACAGCCUAUAGGUUUGGGAUUCUCUUUUCCCCUUGUGUUCUCGUUCUUUUUUUAUUGAUUGGAGGCCUUGAGAUACAAAACUAUGAAAAUUCAGUUCAUGGCCCUGAUAGGCUUAUGUGUAAAGUCCCAAAAAAUAGGAAAAAACCAUACGUUGUACAUUGUAAAUUCUUGUUCUGCAUAAGUGAAAAGGGAAGGUCUCUAUUUAGAAAUGA